UGGGAAGUCCGCGCUGCCCGCGCCGCUGGGGCAGGCGCAGGGCUUAAGUUGCGGAGGGAGGCGCAGGGGCUCAGACGGCGCUGGGCGGCCGCCAGCUCGCACCUGGCACCUGCACCUGCACCUGCACCUGGCACCUGCUACCUGCUCGGCCGGGCCGCGGUCGGGAUCCGUCUAGCGCCGCGUUCCCUCACGGGGGUGUGUUGGGGGGAGCCCUCUUUCCGACUGUCAAAAUGGUUAUCAAAGUGUUUGUUGCCACAUCUUCUGGUUCGAUAGCGAUUAGGAAGAAACAGCAAGAAGUAGUGGGCUUUUUGGAAGCUAAUAAGAUCGACUUUAAGGAAUUAGACAUUGCUGGAGAUGAAGACAAUAGGAAGUGGAUGAGAGAGAAUGUCCCUGGAGAGAAAAAACCUCAAAAUGGCAUCCCUUUGCCCCCCCAGAUCUUCAAUGAAGAACAGUAUUGUGGGGAUUUUGACUCUUUCUUCUCUGCAAAAGAAGAGAAUAUUAUUUAUUCAUUUCUUGGUUUGGCUCCUCCUCCAGGCUCAAAGGUGACAAAAUCAUCCGAGGAUGCAUCUUCCCUUCCCAAUGGUGAUGUAGUGGGAGAGGUACAGAGCACCGCAGAGGGAACAGAGAAGACUGAAGAGGCUGGAGAAAAUGAGGCACAAAAAGAGGACAAUGAAGAUGCAGGCAACCUCACUGAAUCUCAAGAGAAGAAUACGGAAGAGAUCACUGAUGAGGGAGCAGAAGGGGAAGCAGAGGAAGAGGAAGCUGAGAAAGGAGAGGAGGAGCCAGAAGAAGAAGAAGAAGCAGAAGCAGAAGAUUCUUAGGCCUUUUCAUGCUUCAUUUCUCCCCUCUUCCAGAAAACUCAAGCCAUGAAGCAGUAUUUCAACUGUCUCCCCACAAACCAAACUCAACAAAAUGCUUUGGCAUGAAGCUAGCACCCCUCUCUCGGUACACCCGGGGUUCCCCAAGGAAUUGUACCUACCUGACAUGGUUAGAUGUACGCGGGUAUGUCUAUCUAAUCUUAGCAACGUGAGAGUCCAUGUGAAGACAACUCCUCCAUACCUUCAUGUGCCUGACAUCUUUGGCUUUUGCUUAAUUUUUUUUUUUUUUGCUCUGCAUGAAUAGAUCUUCUUACUAAUACCCUGAAAAGAAAUGAUUUUGAAACAUGAUUUCCAAAUAUAGAACUUCUCUUUGUGAUGUAAUAAAAGCAUUUCUUCGUAUGUGCCUUAUGCCACCUGUCUCAGAAUGAGCUGAAAAUAAAGAGCUUUGAAAAUAAAGAGCUUUCCAGAGAACAAUCAUACAAAUAAAGAUUAAUAGCGGCUAUCUUC
Messenger RNA from Canis lupus familiaris (dog), 1325 nucleotides. Its product is annotated as SH3 domain-binding glutamic acid-rich protein-like. Gene Ontology annotation, cellular component: cytoplasm. The record is from RefSeq and is a predicted model, not a curated record. The transcript has 7 exons. NCBI's taxonomy places the organism in Eukaryota, Metazoa, Chordata, Mammalia, Carnivora, Canidae. The coding region runs from base 231 to 821 and encodes 196 amino acids.